Molecule: messenger RNA, 1221 nt
Organism: Olea europaea var. sylvestris
Lineage: Eukaryota; Viridiplantae; Streptophyta; Magnoliopsida; Lamiales; Oleaceae
Product: rac-like GTP-binding protein ARAC8
Exons: 8
Coding region: 217-846 (209 amino acids)
Biological process (GO): regulation of actin cytoskeleton organization; establishment or maintenance of cell polarity; regulation of cell shape
Cellular component (GO): cell projection; cytoskeleton; cytoplasmic vesicle
Molecular function (GO): GTP binding; GTPase activity; protein kinase binding
Source: RefSeq, a predicted model, not a curated record
UGGACAGGGUCAAUGAAUAAGAAUCAUGUGACCUAUUCACCUGUGCUUCACUCGCUCUCUUUCCUCUCUCCUGUUUCAUAAAAAAACAUUCUUUUCCAACCAUUGCAACCACCAAAUACAUCGCAAAGUUUGGAUUUUUUUACUCUAUUCCUAUAUUAAAAAGUAUAUAAAUUUUGUAGUCCUCAAAGUUUUCUUGUAUAGUGUUCAGAUGUUAGAAUGGCUUCAAGAUUCAUCAAGUGUGUGACUGUUGGUGAUGGGGCUGUUGGCAAGACUUGUAUGCUCAUUUGCUACACCAGUAACAAGUUCCCCACAGAUUAUGUACCAACAGUUUUUGAUAACUUCAGUGCAAAUGUGGUAGUUGAAGGAACUACAGUUAACUUAGGGCUUUGGGACACAGCUGGUCAAGAAGAUUACAACAGACUAAGGCCUUUGAGCUACAGAGGAGCAGAUGUGUUCGUCCUAGCAUUUUCAUUAGUUAGUCGGGCAAGCUAUGAGAACAUAGUUAAAAAGUGGAUCCCAGAACUUCAGCAUUUUGCACCUGGGAUCCCAGUGGUACUAGUUGGCACCAAAUUAGAUCUUCGCGAGGAUAGGCACUACCUAGCUGAUCAUCCAGGAUUAGUUCCUGUGACCACUGUGCAGGGAGAGGAGCUCCGUAAACAAAUUGGUGCUGCUUACUAUAUUGAAUGCAGCUCUAAAACUCAACAGAACGUAAAAGCAGUUUUUGAUGCUGCUAUCAGGGUAGUUAUCAAGCCACAGCAAAAACAAAGGGAGAAGAAAAAGCCGCGUCAAGGAUGCUUUCCAAAUCUCUUUUGUGGGAGAAGAAUAACCCGCGCUCCAAAUAAGUAAUUGUUUCAAAUGCUCCUUGUUCAAUAUUCUGACUAAAGAAAUUGGACUAGUUGCUCUUCCCGACCUUGAAAAGUUGUAUAUUCCAUCCUGUUUGACAUGCUGUUAUUUGUGUUUAGUCCUAUAUUAUUUGUCCAAGUGCAGUGAUUUCAGGAAGAAGAAUCUAUAUGAAUUCUUGGUUGUUUAUUUUGUGCUUUGUUGUAAAGCUGGAAGUCAAAAAUUGUUCUUCCUUACACAUAGUGAUAUAGCUUUGUUGGCUUGAAUGCAGUAUAGCCUCCAAUCAAGAUUGUAAGUUGGGAUCUUCAUUGUUGUGAAUUUUAUUUUCCUUGCAAGAUCUUACUUCAUAGUAAGUUGGAUUUAAUUUUCCUUUCAAGAAUU